UUUUUUCCUCUCAGCAUCCCACCUUCUCGUGCACAGAUGCUACGAUAUGUGCGGAAGUCUCAAACAAAAAGUGAGUGGCAGGUGAUCAUUUGUCAUUGUUGAUCAUGAGCAGCACUUUGUGCGUCACGGUGCGCCCGGGACUCUCCACCCUGCAUGUUAAUUGUAGCCAGAGCAGCAUGUGAUCCUCCGUCCUCCAGUAGUCCUGCGAGCGUCAGUCAGUACCAUACCGACACACAGCUGCUGCCCGGCGGAUGUAUUCAUGCAUCUCUACACAUUUCCUGCGUUCAUCAUAAACCCUGGAUAUUGUUGACCUCUGCUAGAGACUCACGGACUGAGGCCCAGACCUGAAAUCUAGCUGUCACCCCUCAGCAUCUCUCCUAUAGCUACAUCCGUCCCACCUCUUCUCCACUUUCCGCUUGUAUCACCUCGUUCUGUUCCCAUCAGACUCUGUCUCGCUCUCUCUUUCUCUCUCCACCCCCACCCCCUUCCCCACCCUCAGCCUCCCUGAUGCCUAAGAACAGCAAGGUGACGCAGCGUGAGCAGAGCAAUGAGCACGUCACAGAGUCGGUGGCUGACCUGCUCGCACACGAGGAGCCGCUGGACUACAAGAGCAGCUCCCUGAACGUCAUAGGGGCCACCGGGAAAAAGGUCCCGCAGAUAGAGGUGCCCGAAGACGAUGGACGCCCCGCCUGGAACAGCAAACUGCAGUACAUAUUGGCCCAGGUGGGCUUCUCUGUAGGCCUGGGGAACGUGUGGCGCUUCCCUUACCUGUGCCAGAAAAAUGGAGGAGGUGCCUAUUUGGUUCCCUACUUCAUCCUCCUCCUCCUCAUCGGCAUCCCGCUCUUCUUCUUGGAGCUGGCUGUGGGUCAGAAGAUCCGACGUGGGAGCAUCGGGGUCUGGAACUACGUCUGUCCCAGUCUGGGUGGGAUAGGAAUGUCCAGCCUGAUGGUGUGUGGCUUUGUGGGUCUCUACUAUAAUGUGAUCAUCGGCUGGAGUAUCUUCUAUUUCUUCCAGUCCUUCCAGUAUCCUCUUCCAUGGAGCGAGUGUCCAAUCAGAAGGAAUGGGACACUUGCCAUUGUGGAGCCGGAGUGUGACAAAAGCUCAGCCACAACCUACUUCUGGUACCGUCAGACGCUGAACAUCACCAGCACCAUCGCAGAGAGCGGCGGCCUUAACAUAAAAAUGACCCUGUCUCUGCUGGUGGCAUGGAUCAUCGUCUGCCUCGCCGUCAUUAGAGGGAUUGCCUCCUCUGGGAAGGUGAUGUAUUUCAGCUCCCUUUUUCCAUAUGUGGUGCUGUUCUGUUUCCUGGUCAGAGGUUUAAUGCUGAAGGGAUCAGUGGAUGGCAUUGCUCACAUGUUCACUCCUAAGUUGGAGAAGAUGCUGGAGCCCCAAGUGUGGAGGGAGGCAGCCACCCAGGUCUUCUUCGCCCUGGGUCUGGGGUUUGGAGGAGUCAUAGCCUUCUCUAGUUACAAUAAGAUCGAUAAUAACUGUCAUUUUGAUGCCGUGCUCGUCUCUCUCAUCAACUUCCUCACUUCCAUUCUGGCCACGCUGGUGGUGUUCGCCGUGCUGGGCUUCAAGGCCAACAUCAUGAAUGAAAAGUGUGUCGUAGAGAAUGCAGAGAAGAUCCUGGGAUACCUCAACUCUGACGUCCUGAGCCACGAUCUCAUCCCUCCACAUGUAAACUUCUCCCAUCUCACCACAUCAGACUACGCUGAAAUGUACGGGGUCAUCAAGGCGGUUAAAGAGGGCAGCUUCGCCCAGCUGGGUCUGGAGCCUUGUCUCCUGGAGGACGAGCUUAACAAGUCUGUCCAGGGCACUGGCCUGGCCUUCAUCGCCUUCACAGAAGCCAUGACCCAUUUCCCAGGGUCUCCGUUCUGGUCUGUCAUGUUCUUCUUCAUGCUCAUCAACCUCGGUCUGGGCAGCAUGAUCGGCACUAUGACCGGCAUCACCACACCUGUCCUCGACGCCUACAAGGUCCAGAAGGAGCUUUUCACAGUGUGUUGCUGCAUUGUGGCCUUCUUCUGUGGCCUGUUGUUCGUUCAACGCUCAGGGAAUUACUUUGUCACCAUGUUUGAUGAUUACUCUGCCGGACUGCCUCUCACAGUAGUGGUCAUCCUGGAGAAUCUGUCCGUCGCUUGGAUUUAUGGCACAAAAAGGUUCAUGCAGGAUCUGGAGGACAUGUUGGGUUUCCGACCAUGUAUAAUCUAUUUCUACCUGUGGAAGUACGUCUCCCCUCUGUGUCUCAUUGUGCUCAUCUCAGCCACUGUGAUAGAGAUGGCCAUCAGCCCACCAGGAUACAAUGCCUGGGUCGAAGAGCUGGCUCAGGAACGCUUCCAGAGCUAUCCCCCCUGGGCACUGGCCAUGUGCUUCGCUCUCAUUAUCGUGGCCAUGCUUCCUCUCCCUGUUGUCUUUAUCGCCCGUCGCUUAAACCUGAUGUCAGACGGCUCCAACAAGCUGUCUGUCUCCUACCGUAAAACCAUGAUGAAGGACAUGUCCAACCUGGAGGAGCAGGACGAGGCCAGGUUCAUCCUCGGCGCCAAGCCUGGCGAGGCGCCUUCAUCAGCACCAGCACAUAAGGCCUACCUGACUCCAGGAGGGACCAAGACCCUGGAUGCCAACUCCCUGUCUCCAAACAGCUGCUACGGUACGAGCUACCAGAACGCUGCCAUCAGCCCCACCACACCGACUACACCGACCACGCCCGCCACGCCAGAGUCUGACUCUUGACUGCUGUCCAAACACCCCUCUGACACCCAGUAGCACAGUUUACCUUCCAGCCAUAAAGUCUCCACCGAGGGUCACUGCAGCGUCGAGAAUCCCCACCACUGGCCGACUAACACCAAAAACUGUAUGUAGCCGCCCAAUUUAUCUGAACACACACUUUCCAAAAUAAUACCAAGGAACCACCUGCAGCAGGAUGGGAAAAAAGACAAAAUUCACUCUUUACACUGAAAUCAGGGUGAGACUGACAGUGACACACUGUAAGUCUAUAUCUAUUCUGUAUAUAACAUCACAGGAUUUAUGUGCUUAAGAUGAAGUUCUGUGAUUCUCUUUUUUUUGACUUAGUAUAAGGAACCUCAGCUGACACAACCCCCCCCUCCCACACACACAGUUUAAUGUUAAUGCACAUCCCCAUCUGCACAGAGCAGGGGAUCUGAAAGAGUGAAUGUAGUGGAGUCGGUGUGGUCCUGCUGGUUGAACUGGUUUUCACUGGCACAGAGAGCCAAGACGAAUGUGAGUUUAUUAUUUUAAGGUUUUAAGCCUGUCCUCCGUAGUGGUACUGUGUGCCAUACAGUCUAAGUUUUUCUUAUGCAGUGGUUUCAGUAAGUACAUAUACAGUACGUCUACACAAGCACCUCUGUUUUUAUGUUUGAGCUAGAAAACACUUCUCAUUGUGUAGAUCUGUUUUCACAGAGCUCUGUGUAUUGUAAACUAUGCUUAAGGCUGCUCUAAAGACAUCCAUCUAUGUUCCAUUCCCUGCUGUGUUUUGAAUGUAGCCAGUAUUGUGUAUCUGUAAACAGUGGUAUGCAGUAUAAUAGCAUAGAUAUAGGAUAUUAUUUAUGUUCUAAAGCCACAUUCUCAUGUUAUAACAUGUGAAAAUCACUGGUUUUAGUUUCCCCUCCUGAGUAAAUUGUAGACAACAAAGCACUUGAAAUGUACGUAUUUAUGUUUAAGUAUAAAGAAAGGAUAUGCUGAGUUGUGUUGAAAGUGAACUACAAAGAGCUUGUUUUAAGCUCAUGAGACUGAAACAUAAAACAUUCAAAUUCUUCAGUGACAGAAAGCACAGCUUGUUCAUGUGAAGUUGAAACAAAUGCCCAUUCCUCGCUUAAUGCAUUUUUAAUGUUCUUCCUAUAAUGCUACAAAAGCACAAAGAGAUUUUACACAAUUAUUGUGCACAGUUAAAUUAAUAACCUUAAUUGUUGAUGUAUAGUUUUGAAGCUUGGAAUUGAAAUACUUGCUGCCGUUGAAUAUGUCCCACACAAUGAGUAAGCAAUAUAUAUUUCUAUUGCAGCACAAACUAUGUUCAAUAUGGACCAAAAACAUAAUGAAUAUGAAAUAGAAAAUCCAGCAAAGAUUGAGGAAUUUAUGGAACAGAUAUCCAAGUAAUGGAAUAUUAAUCUCGCACAUAUGCUCAAUUGCACACAUGCACACUGUUUCUGUAUAUUUGUGGAAUAAUAAACCUCAUGAAGUGUUACUGAAACAAACAUUACGGUUCGUUUGUGAUGAAGAUCUUUGACUCCAUGUUAAACCAGUCUGAACGGGUAUCAUUAAUAAGAUGGACAUAUAUUACCUGAACUUGAUUCAUUUCACACAUUCAAGUUCCUGUUACAUGGAAGGGGAUACCUUUAUUUAUUUUUUUAUCACAAUAUUCUAAGCCAUGGUGUUAACAAUUAAAUGGACUAUAUUUAUAUUCCUGUAUAUUUGCAGUGUAUGUAGGUGUGAUGAACAACAAAGCGUUAUCUUAAAAAAAUGACCAGUAUAUUUUCAUCUUGUGUGAUGCUUAUUCAAAUUGUAUAUUUAAAGAGGUAUAUAUUUUGUAGUUUGUGUAGCUAAUUCUUGUUGUGGAAUGUAAACAAUGCUGCUUGGAGGUAAAGGUGAUGUGUGAUGUGCAGAGUAGUCUUUUAUGGGUGGCAGCUAGUUCUCUGUUGUGUCUAUGAUGAGCUGUGUGUUCUUCUGGCUGUGCCCACUCACCUGUACCCACUUUAGCUUUACUGGUCUGCCUGACAGGAUAUCUCUCAAAAUUAUUUCAGUCUGCCUCAGCUAUAUUUGACAUGACUGCUAAGCUAAGCAUGCUAUAGCAGAUUGUCCUGCUUAAUGUAUGAAAACACACACUUUAAAGUACAAGCCAAACAUUAUACAUUUUAUCAUGCUACCUUUAGCAUGACAAGAUUAUUAGCAUACUAACCUAAAAUUGGAAAUGUUGUAUGGAAUAUCACCAUGCUAUCCAAUAGUUGCUAGCAUGCAUGUUAAGAUGCUUGCAAACCUUCAGUUAAAAUUCUGCAUUCACACACUUUGGGCAGAAUGUGAUGAAGAGGAACACCUCCCAUUAUUCUGACUGACUUGGGAGUGUUGGUUACCCCUUUGAUUGCCUUGUAGUCAUUUAAACAGCCUAAAUUAGCUAAUUUUGCAGUGUUAUGUAUUUGGAGUGGUUCAUUAACAAGUUAAAUCAGACACAAACAAACACUGUAUAGCUCCUUUUAAAGGAGCAGUGUGUGGGAUUUAGGGGGAUCUAUUGGCAGAAAUGGAAUAUAGUAUUAAUAAUAGUGUUUUCAUUAGUGUAUAAUCACCUGAAACUAAGUUUUUAUUAGCUUAUAAUGAGCCCUUCAUAUUUACAUAGGGAGCGGGUCCUCUUCCACGGAGCCUGUCAUGUUGCACUGCCAUGUUUCUACAGUACAAACAAACCAAAAACUGGUUCUAAAAAGGAUCUUUCACUUUUUGUUAACUGAAGCCCACCAUAGGUUCUACUACACCCUUGCAAAGGGAGGGGUGAGGAGAGGGGUAUUCAGUUGGCUGCAAUCUGACACAUCACCGCUACAGUAGAUGGUACUAAAUCCUACACACUGGUCCUUUAAGUCCUGUUACUUUGGGAUGUUAAUUAAGAUUUAGAUGUAACUGCCAGCGUGGCUUGCAGCCAUUCUGUUUGUUGAUAACUUUAUUUUGUUUUUUGUUUUUCUGUUUUUGUUAAUACUUAACCCUAACCCAAGGGGGAGAUAUUGUCACUAUUCCCAACAUCUCAGACUUGGAAUUAAAACUCGGAGGAUGACAUGAAGUUUAUUUCCUAACCCUGUCGCUCGUUAUUACGGUCUAAAUGAUAUGACAUAAACCUGGCUAAAGCACAGCUGAGCUUAACUACAGCUGAGACUGAUCAGAAUCUGAAUCAGCUUUAUUGGCCAGGUUUGCGUAGACAAACAAGGAAUUUGACUCUGGUAAUGUUUGCUCUCAAAGUACAACACUUAACAUAUUAAGAAUAAAAACAGAGUUGAUGGUAAGAAUAUAAAAAAAUACAAUAGAAUUUACAAUUUUACAAAAAAUAUACAAAAGAGAAGGAAGGAAUAGUGCAAUAUCGGUCAAUAUAUGAGUUAAUAUAUCAGUAUAUGACGAGGCAGAGCUUAGACUAAAAAGUUGAGCACAAAACCGGAGGAAACGCAUUCAGACCGAACAUGAAGCUAAUAUUCACCAAAUACAAAUUUGAAUGUUGAGUGUUUUUGCACUUUGCGUUUAUUAGACAGAACAGCCAUUGUGUUCUGUUUUUGUUCCAGCUCAGACCUUGACUAAGUCUUAAUGGAACCUCAGUUUUUGUGUCAUUAACCUGCAGACCUGUGUCCUUAUUCCUUCUGUCACUGUACUGGAAAUGUUUUCUCAAGUUAAACUAGUGCACAAAGACAUGAGCACACAACACGCUUACAUCUUUCCAUUAACUUUGUAUGCAAUCACACAAUUUACAAAUUCAGAACGAUUUUCCCCCUCCGGUGGUAGAUUUGUCGGUUUAUUUUUCAUCCAUUCAUCAAUUUGUGCGUAAAGAGCAUCGGUGUCUUGCAGGACCACUAGUGUGGCUCUAAACUUGUUUUAUCCCGUUUUAGUCUGUGUGAGCCAGUCACUUAGUUGCUGCUGAGAGUUUGUCAUGUAGAGAUCUCUCUGUUGUUCAAGUCUGUAAAGUAUUCUUGUGUAAACAAACUAAUCUGAAGAGAUUUUUACCCAUGUCUUUAAGUAUAUCAAUGUCUUAAAAAUUAACUGUUUUAGCAGGAAAUGCAACAUAAAGUAAUAAUGAAUGUGAUAAAUGCACUUUUUUUUAACUAGGACUACAAAAAAAGUAAGCAUUUGUUUUUGUUGUCCUCAUAGUGUAAAAGCAAUAUAAUAAAGUUAUUAAACUGGAGAAUAAUUAAAUAAAUAAUAAAGCUUGACACAUUAGUGUCAGUUAAUAGCAA
Messenger RNA from Perca fluviatilis (European perch), 6926 nucleotides. RefSeq names its product sodium-dependent neutral amino acid transporter SLC6A17-like. Gene Ontology annotation, biological process: proline transport; L-leucine transport; glycine transport. Gene Ontology annotation, cellular component: plasma membrane; synaptic vesicle. The transcript has 12 exons. Lineage: Eukaryota; Metazoa; Chordata; Actinopteri; Perciformes; Percidae. Bases 508 to 2727 code for a protein of 739 amino acids. The record is from RefSeq and is a predicted model, not a curated record.